CUUCCGGGAAGCUGUCACUCUGUGUUUUGGACAUUUUGCAGAUUUUUGGCGUUUUACUUGAAAAAUAGCAAAAUGGCAAAGCAGAAACCGAAAUCCAGUACACCACAUAAACCAGGCAAAGAUAACACUAAGAAUGAAAAAAACAAUCACAACCACUCUGGAUCAACAGGAUCGACAAGAAAACAUCACAUUGACCAUAAACAUGAGACAAAACCAGAGAAAAAGUUACAGUCAAAUUACCUGGUUUUGUUUGUGGUCUCGAUGGUUGUAGCAACAUCAACGGCAAUUCUUUUAAGUGAAGAUGUUCAAAAAGUAUUGAUUGAAUUCACACAACUUGGUCUAAAUCCAUUCCAAGAAGUAUUAAACUUAAAUGAUGACACAACGCCUGACGAUUAUGUUAUGCAUCAGGAAGGUGAUACAUUGAAGAAAGAUCCAAAACAAGACGCUCAUGAUAAACUCAGGGAGCUGGAUAAAAAUGCCAUUAAUAGAAAUAAUGAUCUCACUCAGGACAAGCAAGAUACUGGCAAAGAAACAGAAAGUGAUAGUAAUAAAAACAGCAAUAGAGCAAGUGCAAUAAAUAAAGAUGACAUGAUUGAAAGUGAAAGUGAAAACAUUCAGGACAAUAGCAAAGUCAAAGAAACCAAACAUCAGGAAGAACAACAGAAUAAGGAACAGGAUGUCAAAGAGAAAAAAAUAGAAGGUUCCAAGAAAGAUAAGCCACGACAAGAAGAUUAUGGAAAAAUUGUGAUAACAAGUAAAGGUGACUACAAGCUGAGGAAGAAAUUGGAUGCUGCCGAUAAAUUGCUUGAGAAGGGAGAGGUUGCAAAGGCUAUGGAAAAGUUUGAUGCCAUUCUGAGAAACAAAUCUAGGAGUCCUCGAGCAAUGUGGGGCAAGGCCCUGGCCACGGAUAAACUAGCGGAGCAACAGAAAAGCAACAAGCUCCUGGAGGAGGCCAUCUCGUUAAUGGAUGAGGCCCUGAGACUGUCGAAAACCCCGGAGGCCCUGCAGCUGAUUAUAGCAGAAAAACUGGCAGAUCGGCAGGCUUUCAGAGGCUGGUCGCACAAGGAAGCAAACACCUGGAAGUACCUGAUCGGCAAACAUCCGGACAAUUUGGAGUUUCAACGGAAACUCGGCGUCUGCUACAUGAAGAUCGGGAAAAACGAACCAGCCAGGGAAGUUUUCAGAAAGAUCCUGUCCGUCGACCCGGAUGAUGGUUUUGCAUUGGUUCAUCUCGGGUUUAUUAUGAAAACUGCGGAUCUUAAUUACACAGAGGCAAUACCGAUUCUACAGCGAGGCAUCGAGUCAAAGCAGCCCGGCACACAGGAUGGACGUUUCUUUUACCAUCUUGGCGAUGCCUAUUCCAGGGUGGACAACGUCGAAAUGGCCCGGAAGAUAUACCAGCAGGGUGCAGAUGCCGGAAUUUUCCUGUCUGCUGACCAACGAUCACUGUACAAUGCCCAGACUCCACUGACCGGCCGACCGUGGUGGACGCAAGAACAGACCACCUACCAGCCACAUCUCAAACUGUUGGAAGACAACUGGCAGACAAUUCGUGAUGAGGGGUUGGCUCAGCUUGAUUUAAAGACAGGGGCGUUUGUUCCUGAAGAGGAGAACCUGCGGGAAACAGGCGACUGGAAACAGUUCACACUCUACCAAAGAGGGCGAAAAAAUGAAGAGAACUGCAAGAAAGUCCCUAAGACCUGCUCCCUGCUUGAUAGAAUUCCAGAUGCAAAGGGCUGCACACGGGGCCAGAUCAAGUUUUCUGUGAUGCACCCAGGGGUCCACGUGUGGCCCCAUACUGGGCCUACAAACUGCAGAAUAAGAGCCCAUCUGGGACUCAAAGUUCCUGAAGGUCCAAAAAUAAGGGUCGGGAAUGAUAUCAGAACUUGGAAGGAAGGAAAGUUUAUCAUAUUUGACGAUUCCUUCGAGCAUGAAGUGUGGCACGAGGGGACUGAACUCCGACUUGUGCUCAUUGUUGACUUCUGGCACCCAGAGUUACCCGCCCAUGAAAAGAGGACUCUGUCACCAAUUUAAAACAGAGAUAAUUUAUUAGAUUAUUUAUUAUGUAAUAUUUUAUUAUAGUUAAACUCUACAGGCUUGAAUAUCAUAAUAACUUAGCUAUACAUUAAAUACCAGAACAAUAGUUGCCUGCAUUUGAAAAAAACAAAACUAAAGAUACUUAAAACUUAAAGAUGACAUAAGAUUUAUCCUCUCUUAAAAAGAAAUCUCUGAAACAAAUUUUAGGAUAGUUAAGGGAGAGGAAAGGAAGACAAAUUUGUAAUUAGUAUAGUUUUUUCUGAUUUUGGUAGGUUAAUAAGAUAUUAUAAGAAUUAUCUACUGUUCAAAGAGGGAACAGAGAUAAUUUAUUAAUCAGGAUAUUUACAGUUGAUUCUAUAAAGAUAGAUUUAGCCACAGUAACUAGAUUGUUUGGCGUUUCCAUACCCAUAUUAAUAGGUUUAGUUUGUAUUUUGUGUGUGUGUUUUUUACUUUCGAACUCCUAAAAUAAGAACAACAGCGAGGCUAGAAAAACCCAUCUAGGCUGGGUUUUUUAGCUCUACUUGUCAAAGGCUUUUGCCAUGCAGUGGUGUCUGCCAUCUGUUAACAAUUGGUUGUGAAAAGGAUACAGUCUUCAAUUUUGAUUGUAUCUUAAUCAAACUUAUACAAUUAGAUAUCCAUGAGAGCUUGGCUCCUUUCUUAAACCAGCAAGAACCACCCAUGCAUGACUUGAUUAUAACCCUUGAUAGCUGUAGUUGAUUUUACCAAGAGUUGUGUAUUGUUAUAGUAGGUUUUCCCUUGAAAGCAGAAUCAUUUUUAAGAUACUCAACUCAUGCCAGGAAAGCAUAGAUCAUCAUGGGGCUCGUGUUUAAAUAAGACCAUCGUGGGCCUCUUGUUUUUGUGAGCCUGAAGGGAAAAGCCAAGCAAGCUAUUUAUUAUUUGUGGCCUUAGAUAAUAUAUAUAUAUAUAGAGUUAUCUGCGCUUAAAAGAAGGUCUAGUCAGUAUUUUAAAAGAAGAAUGUAAUGCUUUAUGUGGAUACUAGUUACUUGCCAAUUAAAGUAGAGCUCAACAGUUUGAAAGAUAGCUCUAGUACUGUAUUGAAUUUUAAAGCUGCUCUCUCACAGAUUGAAUGUUUUAACAACUUUUUUUUAGUUUUUGGCUUGGAACGAGCCAAUUUAUGCAAGCAUGCAUUUAAACCGGUCAUAUAAGACUGCUGACAGAAAAUCAGAUCGCAGAUAUUUAUAUUUAAGUUCAAAAAUUGAUGUUUAAUACAUUUUUCUUAAACCGUUAAAAUAUUAAUUUCUGAACGGAAAUAUGAAAAUCUGCAAUCUGAUCUUUAGUUAGCAGUCUUUUAUCACUGAUUUGCAGGUAUUUAUGCAAAAAAAUUCUCAUUCAAAGACAAUUAAUAAAAAUGUUGUAAAUAGGUAAAUCUGUGAGAUUAAAUAGACAAGUAUGGAAAAAAAAUGCAUAAAAUCCCACUUUUAUUAUAAUUGAUUUAACAGUCUACUUAGGUGUUAAAACAAACAUUUUCUGAAAGCAAUAGGUUUAAAACAACUGAUUUAUAUUGCUUUACCUUUACUGGUUAAGAAAUGUAUUUUUAGCUUAAACUGUUAUUGUGUUAAUUAUAUUUCAUUCAAUUUAACAUACGCGCACAACAAUGCCUACUUCAUAUUUUUUUUUAAAAAGUCCCCCUCCCUUUUACUUUCAUAUAGUUUUACUUACAUAUAGUUUUACUUUCAUGUAGUUUUACUUUCAUAUAGUUUUACUUACAUAUAGUUUUACUUUCAUGUAGUUUUACUUUCAUAUAGUUUUACUUACAUAUGGUUUUACAUUCAUGAAGUUUGCUGUCAAUAACUUGUUCAACAUUACCAUGGACCUAUAAACCAGGUCCGCGACAUUUCGCAUAUACAGUUCAACUUUUCAAACAGGGAAAAAUAUACUUGUUGCCUUACAAUCUUCAUGAACAUGAAAUAUGAUUUGAAUUCAUUAAUUGCAAUAUAUUUCUGUGAUAUUGUGCGCAUUAACAUUUUUGCCUUAUUGUAAGCAUCAUUCUUAAAGCAUUCUUGUUAACCAGAGUAGUGAUGCGUACUGCAAUGUAUCCCUUGUACCACUUUGAUUUAACAUUGAUGAACUUCUGAUGAAUGAGAAUGUGACUCAAUUAAUUGUCAUACAUUAACGACCAGAACUAGCAAUAAAGCAGGUGCAUGCUGCAUCUCUGAAACUGAGUUGUUUGUUAAUCAUGCUUACUGCCAAAACAAUCACUUAAACAAAUGUCAUUGAAACACACCCCUCAUUCAUAAAAUGAGCUAUUUGUGACCUCAAGUUGGUUGAAAGUCUUUAUUAUAUUUAUAAGUAUUGCAUCUAAUCAUUUUAUUUUUUAAAAAGGCAAAACUUUUGAUGUUGAUAAUAAUAAACAUGUUAAGUGUGAUUUUUGUUAAGAUGGAUGGUAAGAUCUUGAAUCUGUGUGGGAAAUUCACCUCCUGAUUUUUCUUUUUAAAAUGCCAAAAAUGUCUGUGUAUCGGACAAAUUUAAGUGCCAUGGGCUCCGAGCAAGGUGAACCUAUCUCCUUCUCUUUUUUCAUGGUAAUUUUCGUUAAGAUGGAUAGAAAGAACGUGAGACUGAAUGGGAAAUUCACCUCCUGACUUCCUUUUUAAAAAUGCCAAAAAUGUUUGUGUAUAGGGCAAGUUUCGUCUCAUGAGCUCAAAGCAAGGUGAACCUAUUUCCAAUUUAACAUGGGGUAACAUUCAUUUUGCGUUGAGCCUUCACUGUGUAUAAUAACAUGAAUGGAAUCUGUUUGCAAAAAUAAGUUAUAAUUGUUCAUUUCUGAUGCCAUAAUAUGUAUUGCAUAAUUGUUUUUGGUUCUGUAUGUUUUUCAAUGAUUUUAUCGAAUUACGAAUCAGACGAUGUAAUAAGCAAAGCAAUCUGUUCAUGUUUAUGUAAAACUGUUAGUUUUAUCAUUUAAACAUGUUGCUCUCGUGUGUUUUGUUUCUUUUAUUUACUUGCAACAUUGUCCAAAGUUCAGUCAUCUUUGCCAUUAAAUGGACUUUAAGACAAUUUGAAUUAUUUCUUUUUCACACGAAAAUUUCAAAGGGAGUGUUAAAAAUUAAUUUGCAUAUAUUAUAGAGUGAUAAUCAAACGUUCCAACAAAAUAUCCCAUUAAAUACUCUAUGUGAAAAAUACACAUUCUACGCAUAAAACGUAUACUCUCUUUAGGUUUCGCAAAUGAGAAACACAUGUAUCUAGGAAUGUAUUAGGCCAUACCAAAUAAAAAAUUUAUUGAUUUUUUUGUGUUCAUGAUUUUAAUUAUGCAUAUUUUGCUGCUGAUCUUUAGUCAUUUGUUUACGAUCAUUUUGUUAAUUUCAUUUUAUAAAUGACCAUAUUUGUAUAAUUUUUGAAACAUCAUUGAUUUCAUCCUGUGUAUGUGCUACGUUUUGCCUUUUAAUAAUACUGUUUACACAUAAUAUAUUUUUACAAGUGUACCAUAAUUUCAUUUUACAGUUAUCGAUGUUGUAUUCAUCUGCAGUCAAUGUUUUUCCAAAUUGUGUUGAAUAUCUUACUUAACUUGUUCUGUCCACAGGGGCGGGGUGCGUGUUUAUGCCUUUCCCCUGUUGACUGCGCACCCACCCCUCCUUCACCAUAUCAGUUAAGAAAAUGGCAAAAACGUUCGUAGGUUUAUAAAUAAUGAUUUGGGAGUUGUAACUUGUACUUCAUCACUUUUUGCCAUUCUAUACUAGUUAAAGUUCCCCCAUCACUAUUUAUAACCCUGGCAAUAUUUUUGCCUUUUUGGUUACAGAUUGUGGCGAGGGGCAUAGGGGUGUGGCAUUACCAAGCACCCUGACCCUGUGGUUUUGUCAGGGGCUGAUUUAAAAGCUCAAUUGUACUUAAUUUGUUUUGUGUACUUAAGUACAUACAAAUUGAGUUCUUAUCACUGAAUUUAUUUUGCAUAGCUUUUAAACAGUCACAAGCAUAUAUAAAAGAUGAAAAUCAUGGCUAUGAUAUAAUGUUCAGCUGAGACUCUUGCCCUAAUAUCACAAAAAUACUUGAAAGUCAUUUCUCAAUCACAACUCAUUUCACUAAAGGACUGCGUAGCAUGAUUGGAAAUUGUAUAUGAUUAGAAAAUGUAUAUGAUUUAGUAGAUUUACUAUUAUUGAAACUUUUAAUAUUGUCUUAUAGAUUGAUACAGAUUGAUGUUGUUAAAAUUAUUUGGUCAAUAUUCUAUAGUAAAGUCUUUCUAGAGCAGGGGUUGUACUUGAGGCAAAUUUAUUAUUUUUGAGUUACUGAAUUACUCCAGUAUGUUUUGCAUUCUAUGGACGAUUUUCUUUAAUGGGGCAACACCAUAAUGCACAAGUUAAUGCACUUUUAAAAAGAGUAAAACAUAAGUAAUUUGGAAUCAUGUCAUGCUGUAAUGUGAAAAAAUGAGUUGAACUAGAGGUUGUCUUCAAGUGACACUCUUAUUUAAAACCAAUACAUACACAUGUAUAACAAAUAUAAAUUUUGAGUGAUAAACCUUUAACUACUUACUAAAUAAUGCAUUUAUGGAAAAUAGUAAUUACCGGUACUGAUAACAAUAUUGUAACCAUGUAUUUAAUAGCUGAAAAUGCACAAAUAUUAAAUGACUGGCGAGUCCUAAAAGAUGUGCCGUGAUCAACUAGGGUCCCAUAAGGUAGAAAUACUGUGUUAUCUGCAAAUUUCUUUCAAAUUGAACACAGUAUCCUUCGUAAGAACCAUUGUCUUCGAUAUUUAUUCAUCCUUGAUAUUUUUUCAUCCUUUACAGUAAAUUAAAACAAUUGUAUUAGUUGUGGUACAUCUUAUUUGGGAGUAAGAGUGCACCUUUAAGUAUUUUCAUGGUAUUGGGUCCUGGUCUGAAUGUCUUUAAAUAUGCAAGUAGUAACAAGCUAACGUAUCUAGUUUAUCAUCUAGGUUAUCAUCGAAAUCAUUUUCUUUAAAAGUCUCAAAACUCGCUCAAAAUGAGAGUAUUUCACAGAUUAGACUGAAAUAAAAUAAUGUUCUUAGCUUGCUCCUGUUAUAAGGAACUAAUUAUAUCAGAUUGUGAAAAUGGGCCUGAAAUUCUAAAAUAAAUUAAUAUAGCAUUUUUACACAGAGUUGUAGCCUGGAAUUUGUUUAUAAAUUAUGAUUGUUUAUUUUUUUAUGAAAUUAAUAUUGUGAAAUAAAUGUUAAUUUAUGUAUAAUGUUUCUUUCUUAAAUAGCUAAAGGGAAGCCUCACUGUGUGUAGCCCCAUUACUGUAUGUCUCUGUU
Molecule: messenger RNA, 7251 nt
Organism: Mya arenaria
Lineage: Eukaryota; Metazoa; Mollusca; Bivalvia; Myida; Myidae
Product: aspartyl/asparaginyl beta-hydroxylase-like
Exons: 13
Coding region: 73-2034 (653 amino acids)
Biological process (GO): peptidyl-aspartic acid hydroxylation
Cellular component (GO): endoplasmic reticulum
Molecular function (GO): peptidyl-aspartic acid 3-dioxygenase activity; protein binding
Source: RefSeq, a predicted model, not a curated record